GCCCACCCCCCAACCAGGAAACCCAAGGCAGGCUCCCCGCUGCCAGAGCCCUGGGGCCCAUAAGAAGACAGGGGGAGCCCAGGUGUCAUGAGAGCUUUCCAGAUUCAGGCUCCGAAAGUGCCCAGCCCCCAGCUCUCCUGCCACUCAGAAAGCAGUGCAGCCCAGGGCACCUCCGCCGCAAACACACGGCCUGGGCCGGAGGGCCUCAGAACUGUGCUGAGCUUCCCCCCUUGUAAUCUCUGCUACCAUCACGAAAAUGUUGAAUCCGCACAAAGACCGGCUGGAGCGAAGGAUCGUCGGCUCGACCAACCGCUGGCGCAUCCCCAAGGAGCCCUUCUGCGGGGACCUGCUGGCGCUGUCCCAGAUGUGCAAGGCUGUGGGUGUCGACUUUGAUGAUAUUAUGAAGAACCCAGACAAGUUAUGCUUUUCUCAAAUCCAGGAUUUUUUCACUGAGAAUUGCAAGAACAAGUCCAUCCAGAGCAGGGAGCCAGAUGUGGUUCUCGAGUGCAUGGGCUCCAAGUGGGAUCUCCAUCGGUCCCAGCUUUCCCAGUCGGAGACCUUGACCAAGCUGUACUUGGCGGCCCUGGCCCAAGGCACAGGAAGCUCCGCGAAGGACGUGGAGAGGAUUCUGCAUGAUCAAUCGCCCAGGAAGAUCAAAGAGAGGUCCCCGAUUAAGAGGAUGACCAUUUACCUGAAGAUCAAUGACCCAGCCGUCACUAGAGUCGCCUUUGCCACGGCUCUGAAGCACCUGUACCUGAGCGAGGUGGAGAUCGACUUGAACGACGUGCUGGGGGUGUUGGCUUCCGCUCACAUCCUCCAGUUCAGCCACCUGUUUCAAAGGUGUGUGGCCAUCAUGAUGAACGGACUCACGUCAAGCAGCAUCAAGAACUUCUACCUGGCCGGCUGCAAGUACAAGGAGGAGCAGCUCACCACUGCCUGCGAGAAGUGGCUGGAAAUGAACUUGGUCCCUCUGGUGGGGAUGCAGGUCCACCUCAGGAAAAUCCCACAGGAGCUGCUGCACAAGGUGCUGAAGUCGCCCAGGUUGUUCACCUUUAGUGAGUUCCAUCUUCUGAAAACAACACUUUUGUGGGUCUUCCUGCAACGAAACCAAAAAGCCCAGACGAUUCCCAACUUGGAAGCCAUGCAGACGUUUUUCAGCAGCUUCCCCAAGAAGUGUUGCUUUCUGGAACAGGACGCAGGACAGAGCUUGAUGCCGCUCUUCCUCUGCUUGCGUCUGCACAACAUCACCAGCGGCGAGGAUCUGGAAAUGUUAAGGCACCUCAACUUCUUCCCGGAGUCCUGGCUGAUGCGCAUUAUGGCCAGCCACUACCAAGCGCUGGAGAGCGGGGGUGACAUGGCCCACCUGAGGGACCUGGACACCCAGGCUGUGAGAUUCGGGCUGCACCUUAACCAGCAGUACACAACUCAGUCAAAAACGAUAGCUGUGUAUGGAUUCUUCUUUGAGUUAAAGGGAUUCAGACAUGCUACUAACGCUUACAGUUUUUAUAUGCAGAGAAUAAGGCACACAGACCUCGGGCUGUCCUCUACGGUCUUAGAGUACAGCCCGGUCAGCCUGCGGGCGGAGCGUCUGGUGAAGUAUGAGAUCAGAGCGCAGACCCUGGUGGACGGCAAGUGGCAGGAGUUCAGGACAAACCAGAUCACGCAGAAGUUUGGCUUCUCCAAGCCGUCCUGCAAGAGCCACACCUUGAAAAUCCAAACCGUGGGCACCCCAAUCUAUGCAAGCUUUGCAUUCAUCUUCCCAGUAUCUUGACAGUUUCCAGAAGAAUCUAUGGGAUCUUUCCCUCACCGGGCUGCGUCAAAGAAAAUAAAAGGACAUUAAAGGGAG
Molecule: messenger RNA, 1846 nt
Organism: Oryctolagus cuniculus (rabbit)
Lineage: Eukaryota; Metazoa; Chordata; Mammalia; Lagomorpha; Leporidae
Source: RefSeq, a predicted model, not a curated record